AUGGACCAGUCAUACGCUCCCCGGUCCCCCGAAUUGUCCGGAUACGCGCCUCGUUCUCCAGACUUGACCGCCUACCGACCGGUCUCUCCUCAGGCCCAGGACCUGUACGCUCCUCAAUCGCCCGAUCUUCCUGGUUUGCAGCAGCCUCAGCACCCCUACGCACAGCAAACAUCUAUUCCUUCCGGCUUUGGCUUGGAUCAGCAUCAGCAGCAACCGCUACGGCAGCACAUUCCUCAAACAUAUCCUCUUCAACAACCAGGUUACACACUCGCCCACCACUCUCUGCAACAGCCCUCGCAAUCAUUCUCAUCUGACCCCUACCAACAACAACAACAACAACUCGGCUUCGGUCAGCAAGCCGCCUACCAACAGCAGUACCCUCCCUACCCCGAAAUGCCUGUCCAGACCCGUAACAGGGGUGUGCGCACGCCCGCCGAGGUCGGAAGCUACAACUACGACAAUGGCAAUGUCAAGGAGGAGGAGCCCGCUUGGGAACAACACCCACAACCCAUCGCACAAACACCCGCUCGCCGCGGCAGAAAGCCGAAAAGCGAGACUGCCAAUGGUGCCGCCCCUCCAACUCCAAUGAAGAAGAUGGAUACCGGCGGUGUAGAGGUCAAGACAAAGUUCCCGACCGCAAGGAUAAAGCGCAUCAUGCAGGCCGACGAGGAUGUAGGCAAAGUGGCUCAAGUCACCCCAGUCGUAAUGGCACUCGAACUCUUCAUGAUCCGCCUCAUCUCCGCCAGCUCCGGCGUCGCCAAACAGCGCGGCUCCAAGCGUGUCCUCUCGCAACACAUGAAGUCCGCCGUCAUGCAAGACGAACAAUUCGACAACCUCCGCGACAUUGUCGGCAGAGUGCCAGACGCCCCAGCCAAGGGCGCCAACGGCGACGACUCUGAAGACGAGGAAAGCGCUCCCAAGAAAGGCGCAGGCAGAGGAAGAAAGGCUGGCGCAGCAGCCGGCAGCGGCAGAGGAAAGAAGCGAAGAGACAGUGACGACUUGUGA
Aureobasidium vineae is the source of this 1005-nucleotide messenger RNA. The record is from the annotation of a GenBank genome assembly. Lineage: Eukaryota; Fungi; Ascomycota; Dothideomycetes; Dothideales; Saccotheciaceae.